AUCACCCCACGAGGCCACGAACCCUUUAGCUCCCCGUCAUAAUCUUCCCCAAUUCGUAACUGAGGCAAAAAUCAAGGUAGGGCGGCCGCCCUACCUUGCCCUACCGGGUCCUCCGCCCGUGAUGUACACCCUUGCACCGCUGUAGCCCCUGCCUAACUCACUUGAAUUGUUCUGCAAGUUUUGUUUCGUUCUCUUGCUUUGCAGUGAUCAAUCUAAUCUAAAUUUCCCCUUCCGAGAUGGAUAUUGGGUACUACAAUCCUCUAGUUUGCUGCGACGUUUAGUACUAAACUACUAAUAGGUUUGUCUACCCCAAAAAAAUUUGGGGUUCAACUGAUAUCUCACAACCCAUUACGUCCACCCUUGUUUGAAUGACUCCACUGUAUCUUAGAUAUUAACUGAUAUUCUCUGUUUCUCAGUUUGUAUACAUUGUCCGACAAUAAGCACAAGGACAUACUGUUAUGACCUAGUAUUAAGAAUAUACCAGAUACUCCCUCCGUCCCAUAUUAAGUGACUUUCUAUUACAUGUAUCUAGACGCUUUUUAGGCAUAGAUACAUUCAUAUUUGGACAAAUUUGAGUCACUUAAUAUGAGACGGAGGGAGUACAAGCUUUUAGUUAUUGUUUGUCGGUUGCAUAUGAAGCAUAUCGUGAUGUCAGUAUUUCUGGUAGAGUAUCGUAUUAGCAUGCUUGCUUUGCACCAACUCUGUAUUGCCAUAUCCAAAUAGCAUAUAUACAUGCCCCAUGUUUCAUGUUUGUGCAAGGCACUGCCGAUCUGACACUAGAAAUAGGAGCAUUCUCUCUAAACUUAUGGUUUGUUUUGUAUAGUAUAGUAUCCCUCAAUAAGAGCUUCUCUUAAGAUGGGAGAAUGCAAACUUGUGGUCUAAAGGCAGCCAAGCGCCCAAGCCUAUCCAAUUAAGCAGCGGGGGACCCAGUCGGGUGUUCGUGUGGGGCACGCCCCACCCAAUAAUUUUUGGAAUCCAUUUUUAUGAAUAGAAAUUAUCAAAAAAAUUAAGGAAAAAUAAAACAGAACUGUAUUUGCACCACCUAUACCUCCACCUGAUAUUAAAGCCUAGUAUUUGCCCCACCCAACAUUCAAAACCUGGGUCUGUCACUGCAAUUAAGGAACAAACCUCGUUCUUCAUAGCUACUUUAGUUACUACUGCUAGCUUGCUAUUUAAAUUAUCAAACGUGUACAGUUCUAUGUACAUUGAACGAAUUGCAUUCUCCUGGUUACUGGGAGUUACUACCUUAUACUCCGUACAUUCCAAAUAUUGAACGAGCCAAAGAACCACAACUCAGUCAAAAUCCGGUACGCAAUACUUGUUUAUUAGAAGUAUGUAUACAACUCCGUGGAAACAGAUGGUGAGAUAAGGACAUUUUACCAUCAUUGGCACAUAAAUAUUUCAUCUUCAUGUCUUUUAUUGAUCUGCCAAGGGCACUUGUGGUUAGAUGCAUUACGAGAUCCAUUCAUGCAAUGUUUAGCCAUUAAAAUGUGUUCGACUGCUAAUGCAGAAUAACACUGAAAUUUGCCUCCAUGCUUAACAGUAUUCGCUACAUAGUGGUCAAACAGUAUUCUUGGUUUAAAGUUGUAUUUUACAACCGGCUGCAGUGCUAUUUCUUUGCAAAAACUCUCUCCUGCCAUCUCUGUACAUAAAUUGAUGAGUUUCUUGAACGAUUAGCAAUAUUGAUUUUGGGUAAUCGGCUCUGAGUUGUUUGAUACAUCAGGCACUUUAGUUGUUGUGUUCCAUCCAAUUGGAGAACCAGGCCAGUAUAUAAGGCAAAAUGUAUGUGUUUGGUAAUAGCUGGCACUAGUUAUUCUUGCAAAGUUUUACUAGAUCAUAUCUAGCUUGUCCUGUCUGUGUGACAUUGUUUGCUAUGCUUAACUGAAAAAUUAGACGUGUUCAUCUUUGCUCACUCUAGGUUCCAUGCAUUUGUAGAAAUCAGGCUAAUAUCUAUUGCAAAAUUUAUCCACAGUUAGAUGCUAACAGCUGGCACUGACUAUUCUUGUUUUACUGAGAAACUAGACUCUUUGUUCAUAUGUGAUUAUUGUCCAUAACAUGCUUUUGCUGCUUUAUUAUUACUCAUCUAUCUUCUACUUGGAGUCUGAGACUGAUGUGAUAAAAUAACUAUUGAUAUUGCAUGCAUUCUCAAUUUGGUGACUUUUAUUCGAAUUACGCAACACUCAUAUUGCUUCCCUGCUUCCCUGCUAAAUUAAAGUACACAAAACAUCCAUGACCUAAAAGCUUAAAUCAGUUGAAAUUUACCUUUUACUUUUGCCAUGCUAUGGAUAGUAUAUGUGAAAUUAGCUUGUUCUUGAAAUGUGCUGAGGUGUAUCAUACAUGUGCAAUGUUAUAAGCAAAAAGAUACUCCCUCCAUCCAAAAGUACAACAGCAAAUCCAAAUUUGAGAAAUCCAAGAAUAAAUUGACAAGUUGAUCCUUGAGCACUCAUCACACAUCCCUAUUUCCUCGUUGCCAAAUUGAUUCUUAAUUGCUCCUCUAGUCAAUAUUGCACUGCAGUUGGCCUAGUGGGAAAUUUACUUGGGAGUAAAACUCAUAGACUUCAGCGUCCUUCUCGGGAGAAGUUUUCCUUGUUCCCUCAAUCCUCAAAUUUUUCCUUGUAUUUUUGGAUGGAGGGAGUAUAUAGUAAAACCCAGAAGAUUGUAAAGCAGUUCAUUCGAUUCCGUUAUUGUAUACAGAUCCCUUAUCCCAGUUUUCUGAAGAAAUGGCAAGAACUCCGAGAGAUCGCAACCUAUCAAGCCGGCAUCCUAGGUCAUCUCCUUCUGCUGUACCUUCGGGCUACCAGAAAGCAAAAACAUCAGCUAAGCAAAAUGAUUUGCAGUUAACCUCAGAGAAAAAGGAUUGGAAACAUGCCACUUGCCCAAUAUGCUUGGAGCGUCCACAUGAUGCUGUCCUCCUCCUGUGUUCUUCACACACCAAAGGUUGCCGACCAUACAUGUGUGGCACCAACUAUCAUCAGUCUAAUUGUCUUGAACAGUUUAAAAAUGCUUAUUUGAAGGAGAAACCAGCACAUGAAGUCGCCACCGCAGCAGCAGCAGCUAUCAAGAAGCCAAAGGAUAUGGAACUUGCUUGCCCUAUCUGCCGUGCGGAAGUGAAAGGGUGGACAGUUGUUGAACCAGCCCGGCAAUUCCUCAAUCGCAAGAGGAGAACUUGCAUGCAUGAGGAUUGCUCAUUCAUUGGAUCUUAUAAGAAACUCUGCAAGCAUGUGAAGGCCAAUCAUCCUUCAUCAAAACCUCGUGAAGUUGAUCCUGUCCGUUUAGCUGAGUGGAAGGAGCUUGAAAGUGAAAAAGAUAGGCAAGAUGCGAUCAGCAUAGUCACAGGCUUGAAUCCAGGAUCUAUAAUUGUUGGGGACUAUUUUGUUGACCCCAACAGUGGCAGCAGCGACUACUCUAUGGAUACUUCUGAUUGGAGUGAUAGCUCUGAUUCUUAUGGUGAUAUUGAAUCUCUACGAAGAGUAGUUCGUAGAGCUCAUAGGAUAAAUGGGGAAAGACCAAGGCUAAAUGUUCCAAAUAGAGCACUUGGUAAUUCUGGCAUUCGGCGUAGUGGUCUAGCCAUCUCUAGAAGCAAUGCAAGGCGUAGUGGUCUAACCAUCUCUAGAAGCAGUGGAAGGGGUUGUGGGUUAACUAGAACCAGAGGAAGGCGUAGUGGUUCCACCGGAGGUAGAAGGCAACGGGUUGAUUCUGCUCCGUCAGCAAGAUCCACAAAUGACAGCUAAGAAGUGGAAGCAUUUUGUGCUUAAGCACGCAAUCAAUAUACCAGGAAGCAGAGAGCAGCAGCAGUAUUCUGAGAGCUGGUGCCUGGUGGCAUACUCAUGAAGUGGCUUUAGUUAGUUUGUUUUCUGCUCCGGCCAUAUAGGAUGAGAUUUAAAGGAUUUCUUUUCUCUUUUGCUGUGUUGGGCAAUUUUACUUUCUCCGGUGAAUGCACCGCUGGAUCUGCGAAUGACUUUUCUUUAUCAAACAGGGUAUAUGAUAGGCAAAAGCUGGUUUAGCCGUUGGGUGUAAUUAUUGUCUGCUACACCCUAGUCCCUCCGUCCUCUUACGGUGUGGGGGCCCAUGCAUCUUGAAAUUCAGUUUUGACAAUUAACUACUAGAUGAAUAAUAUAUGGUCUGUAUACCAUAAAAAAUUAUAUCA
This is a messenger RNA of Brachypodium distachyon (stiff brome), 4147 nucleotides long. RefSeq lists its product as uncharacterized. The coding region runs from base 2721 to 3731 and encodes 336 amino acids. The record is from RefSeq and is a predicted model, not a curated record. The transcript has 2 exons. NCBI's taxonomy places the organism in Eukaryota, Viridiplantae, Streptophyta, Magnoliopsida, Poales, Poaceae.